UAAGAUUAGAAAACUUACAAACCCUAUACAAAAUAACAAAUACAGUAAAAGAAGUUAAUAUACGGUACAAGAAAACCCAAAGAUCACGGUGUAACCGAUUAGUAUCCUACUCCCCAUAAUUUCUCUCCCCUUUUUUUUCUCCCAGAUUUCAGCAAUCCACGACAAUUUAAAGUAGAAACCAUAUUUUCACCAUCACGGUUGAAGAGUCUUGAAAAUUCAUUUAACUGAAGUUGAAAAUUUCAGAAUUCAUAAAACAUUCAAUAUCAAAGUUCCGGAUCAAAAAUUUCGUAUGUUUCAAUGGCAGAUGAGACAAUUCAUUCAAUAAUGGUACAACACAAUGGAAGAUGGGACGCAUCAGGUAGAUACGUAAAUUUUGAAGUUGAAGGAAUAUUAUACGAUUCCAAAUCAAAGUUUAGUGGUUUGGUCACAGUGAUUGCUGCUCAACUAGGAAUAGAUACAACAAUUCAAGGAUUGGAGAUUAAAUACAUUGUUAGUGACAGAUGCCCGCCAAUGACCAUACACAACGAUAUGGGUGUCCAUGUAUAUUUAGACCAAAAAAAGGAAAACAAAAACUUCUUCAGUAAGUAUCCUUUAUGUAUUACAUUGAGGGAUGUAGCUUUGGAUUUAAUUGAAAUCCAAGACGAUGGAGGCAGCGGUUCGAAUUCUAUACAAUCCGUACCUUCACACAAUGGAAAAACUGAUCAGUUGAAUGCCAUGGUUCCCAGUGUUGAUUUUGAGGCUGUGGAAUGUGAACGAAAUGGAAUUAUAAGCGACAAUCGAUAUGAAUUUGUUGCUGAAAAACAGAUUUAUAAGGACAAGGAAACAAUUGUUGCGGUUAUGAAGAACUACGCCUUUUCGAAACAAUUCCAAUUUCGGGUUAGAAGAUCUAGUUCUAAAAGGUAUGAAAAUUAAUGUUAUUUCAAUAUGUUGAAUAAUAUGUAAGAUAUAACUUUUAAACAAUCCUUUCAAUUAUUUAUGUUUAGGAUUGUUGUAUGAUAUAUGUAUGAAAACUGUAUAUAAAAUCUGUUUCUGAUUUUUUUCUUUCUUCCAACAAUAGCUAUUGUCUUGAGUGCCCUGCGGACGAUUGCUCUUGGAGUUUUAAAUCGUCAAGUUUGAAUGAUUCAGGGCUUUUCAAAAUUAGAUCAUUUUGUGAACAACAUUCAUGCUCAUUAAAGGAUAGGAUUUAUUCAAGACGUCAAGCAACUACGGCGGUUGUUGGAAUUAUGAUAAUGGAUAAGUAUGAAGAUCCAAAAAGAGUAUACACACCAAAGGAUAUAGCAUCAGAUAUGAGGAAACAACAUGGUUUAACAAUGACUUACAUGCAAGCUUAUAGAGCCAAGGAAAAGGCAUUAAACAUGUUGCGAGGGGAUCCAACUGAAUCAUACAAUAAGUUACCCAGCUACUUUUACAUCCUGGAAAAGACAUAUCCGGGGUCAGUUGUUAGUUUGGAAAAAACAGCGGAAGACCGUUUCUUGUAUGCAUUUGUAGCAUUGGAACCUUGUAUUAGAGGAUGGGAGUAUUGUAGGCCUAUAGUAGUUGUUGACGGCACCCAUCUAAAAUCAACUUACGAAGGAACUAUGCUAAUAGCAAGCACACUAGAUCCAGGAGGUUUGUAAUAUUUUUUUUUAAUUUUAUGCUUAAAUUUCAAUUAUAAAUGACCGUAUUGAUUGCAUAUAAUUUUUAUACAAAAACAGGUAGUAUACUGCCACUAGCAUAUGCAAUAGUUGAUUCGGAGAAUGAUGCAUCUUGGACAUGGUUCUUUGAGAGAUUUAGGAUAGCUUUUGGUGAAAGGGAGAAUAUGUGCAUUGUAUCAGAUAGACAUGAUAGUAUAUGGAAAGCUUCUGCAUUAGUAUAUCCGGGCUGACUCAUUAUGCAUGUAUUUGACAUUUGUGGAAUAAUUUACUUAAGAAAUGCAGGGGAAAUCAAGAACAAGUCAGGAAACUAUACUUUGCAUUAGCUAAAGCAUACACUCUUCAAGAAUUUAGUGAACUCAUGGGAAGGCUGGACACAAUAGAUAAGAAGUUGGGUGUAUACUUAUUUGAUAGUGGGUAUCAUAAAUGGUCUCGGGUACAUGCAACAGUGAA
Lycium ferocissimum is the source of this 2084-nucleotide messenger RNA. RefSeq lists its product as uncharacterized. NCBI's taxonomy places the organism in Eukaryota, Viridiplantae, Streptophyta, Magnoliopsida, Solanales, Solanaceae. The coding region runs from base 298 to 912 and encodes 204 amino acids. The record is from RefSeq and is a predicted model, not a curated record. The transcript is spliced from 2 exons.